AUGUCGACCACGAAACCAGACAUUGACCUGCAAAUCCACGUCGCCAAAUCGGCCGACGAGGCCUCCCAGGCCUUUGGGCCCAUGUGCCAGGCAUUCGGCGUCCAGACGCAGGAUACCAUCUUCAUCGGCACCUGUCCGGGCUGGGACACGCCGGUCGGAAGGCAAAGGUGCGCGGCGCGUCUCGGCGCCCGGUUUGCCAACACGACGACCAACCUCGCCGGCAAGCCCAACACGGUCUUUCUGCUCGCCACGGCGGCGGCGGACCCCGGCGCGUCGACGGGUGACCGGGUGGUGGCCGGCAUGGCCGUGUGGGAGCAGUGCUCGAGCGUGCCGGGCCACGGCAACGUGCCGACCGAGGGCGCGGGCAUGGCCGACGUCUACCCGGACGACCCCGCGCAGCAGCAGUACUGGACGGCCAUUCUGCGCGCCAUGCACAGCCGGCGCUGGGAGGUGGCGCGGUCCAAGGCCGCCGAGUGCCCGCCCGCCAUCAUGGCGCUCGACAUCUGCGCCGUCGAUCCCCGCUUCCAGGGACGCGGCAUCGGGCAGAAGCUGGUCGAAUGGGGCCUGCAAGAGGCAAAGGCCAGAGGAGACCUCGAGGCCGUGACGGAAGCGUCCGUCAUGGGCCGCCGCGUGUACCUCAAGCUCGGAUUUGAGCAGGAGGGCGCCGAUAUUGAAUACAAUGUGGAUGCGUCGCUCAGCAGCCUGCCGCUUCCUUCGAAUGUGUUUCUUCGCACGAGGAAGCCCUAG
This is a messenger RNA of Cordyceps militaris CM01, 747 nucleotides long. Its product is annotated as Acyl-CoA N-acyltransferase. Bases 1 to 747 code for a protein of 248 amino acids. The record is from RefSeq and is a predicted model, not a curated record. NCBI's taxonomy places the organism in Eukaryota, Fungi, Ascomycota, Sordariomycetes, Hypocreales, Cordycipitaceae. Gene Ontology annotation, molecular function: acyltransferase activity, transferring groups other than amino-acyl groups. The transcript has a single exon.